Lentinula edodes (shiitake mushroom) is the source of this 1709-nucleotide messenger RNA. RefSeq names its product guanine nucleotide binding protein beta subunit 2. The transcript has 5 exons. The record is from RefSeq and is a predicted model, not a curated record. Gene Ontology annotation, molecular function: signaling receptor complex adaptor activity; protein binding. Gene Ontology annotation, cellular component: heterotrimeric G-protein complex; cytoplasm. Gene Ontology annotation, biological process: G protein-coupled receptor signaling pathway. NCBI's taxonomy places the organism in Eukaryota, Fungi, Basidiomycota, Agaricomycetes, Agaricales, Omphalotaceae. Bases 239 to 1288 code for a protein of 349 amino acids.
GGAUUUUCCCCAUCAAUCUUUCCUCGUUCUUGCCCAGCGGUGUCCUUCAUUUUGUAAUUUUGACCGUAGAGGUUGUGUUCGAACAGUGUUCUUGCUAUAAAACAAACCUCUUAUCUCAAAUUGACGCGGAACCUUCUUGUGAACCUCUUUUUCCCCUUACCUCAUUCUUCUCAUUAAUUACUUUGCCAACAGUUAAUUUGGCCAAAUCCAACAACUUCUCACACCGUCUAGUUGAAAUAUGUCUCAAAGCCAAGGAGAUAUUCAAGAACGGAUUGCUGCUGCCCGUAGGGAGGCAGAGAGUUUGAAGGAGAAGAUUCGUGCAAAGAAAGAAUCGUCAGCGGAUACCAGCUUGCGUGCAAUGGCCGCUGAGGUAGAUGCUCUUCCUCGUAUUGUUAUGCGCCCAAGGCGUGCUCUUCGAGGCCAUCUUGCCAAAAUCUACGCUAUGCAUUGGGCUGCCGAUAGGAGACAUCUUGUCUCUGCUUCCCAGGAUGGCAAACUCAUAGUCUGGGACGCCUAUACCACCAAUAAAGUACAUGCCAUCCCCUUACGAUCCAGUUGGGUCAUGACUUGCGCCUACUCAGCUUCAGGCAACUUUGUCGCUUGCGGUGGUCUUGACAAUAUUUGCUCUAUUUACAACCUCAAUAGCAAAGAAGGCACCAAUUUGAGAGGUGCACGAGAGCUCAGCGCCCAUUCCGGUUACCUUAGUUGCUGCCGUUUCCUGAAUGACAGACAAAUUGUCACCAGUUCCGGAGACAUGACUUGUAUGCUAUGGGAUAUCGAGGCUGGUGUGAGAGUCGUAGAGUUCAGUGACCAUACCGGCGAUGUUAUGAGUCUGUCACUGGGUCCAAACCAGAACGUAUUCGUGUCCGGCGCUUGUGAUGCUACAGCUAAGCUUUGGGAUAUUCGGAGUGGUCGUGCAACCCAAACAUUCACUGGUCACGAAUCCGAUAUCAACGCCGUGCAGUUUUUCCCUAACGGUGACGCUUUCGCCACUGGGUCCGAUGAUGCCUCUUGCCGAUUAUUUGAUAUUCGGGCUGAUCGAGAGCUCAACACUUUCAUACACGACAACAUCCUUUGUGGUAUCACUUCCGUAGCGUUUUCUAUUUCAGGGCGAAUUUUGUUUGGUGGUUAUGAUGACUGGACAUGCAACGUCUGGGACACUCUCAAGGGCGAACGAGUGGGCGUCUUGACGGGGCACGAAAAUCGCGUUAGCUGUUUGGGUGUUAGCACCGAUGGCAUGGCAUUAUGCACUGGUAGCUGGGACAGCACUUUAAGGGUGUGGGCAUGAUUUACAGCCAGAAUCGAGUUUUGCCAUGCUGGGCUCCUAUUCCAUUUUCUUCUAUUCACUGAUUGCUCCCUUGAUUCACUCACCUUUUCUCGUCAUUUCGCCCGUUAUAUAAUAAUUCGCCUCCUGCGAUUUUCGGGCAGUUGUCCGAAUGGACGUAUCGAGUUCGCCAUUACACUUUUAAAUAUUCUUAUUGCACGCCAAUUCUCUCAUUUUGUCUCUAUACUCCUUGAACAUGGUUUUAUCAAUUUGUGGUUCCUUAUACUUGUGGUAUACCUAUAACGCUAUCGCUUUCACCGCUGCCUACAUAUACAUCCUCUUUUUACUGCUUCUGACACCUCAUAUAUCAUGUUAAAUUCAUAUCUUUUACUAUUAUUGGAACAAGGGACUAUAAAAGUAUGCACUUCUAAGAAUAAGCGCCUGU